Messenger RNA from Theileria parva strain Muguga, 724 nucleotides. It is a transcript of the gene URA5, whose product is annotated as orotate phosphoribosyltransferase. Gene Ontology annotation, cellular component: cytoplasm. Lineage: Eukaryota; Apicomplexa; Aconoidasida; Piroplasmida; Theileriidae. Gene Ontology annotation, biological process: 'de novo' pyrimidine nucleobase biosynthetic process; pyrimidine nucleotide biosynthetic process; pyrimidine ribonucleoside biosynthetic process. Gene Ontology annotation, molecular function: orotate phosphoribosyltransferase activity. The transcript is spliced from 3 exons. The coding region runs from base 92 to 709 and encodes 205 amino acids. The record is from RefSeq and is a predicted model, not a curated record.
CCCCAUAGUAACUAAAGUUUUCAUUUAUUUACGCUUAUUUCUUAUGUAAAACCUGAAAUUUUGACAAAUUUAACGCUGUAAGGUUCUGAAAAUGGGUUCAGAAUCUCUUCUUCUGAGGGUUCCUGAGAUGAAAAAACGCUUCCUUGAACUGUGCCACAAAUAUGAAGCUUAUAAAUACGGAGACUUUGUUCUUAGAUCUGGACUCAAAUCCAAUAUAUUCUUCAACUCUGGAGUUCUUACAGACUGCGAAUCUUUCGAUUUAAUGACUGAUUUAAUGAUCGCGAAGUUGCUGGAAUCCAACGUAGAAUUUGACGCCUUUCACGGCUGCCCAUACAAGGCUAUCCCUCUUGUUUCAACACUAUGUUUAAAGUACUACAAAUUAACUGGCAAGAAGGUGUACUUUGGAUAUCACCGGAAAGAAGUUAAAGAUCACGGCGAAGGUAAACUUUUCGUAGGCUCACCUAAGGUGUUUGGAGAAAAUUCAAGACUAGUUGUUGUAGAUGAUAUUUUGACCAAGGGUACUUCAGUUUCCGAGAGUCUUUCUCUCCUCAAAAACACACCUGCCAAAGUUGUUUGUGUCCUAAUUCUACUCAAUCGGGAGCCUAACUACGGCGAAUUUGCUAAGAAACUUGAUGACAUGGGAGUCAAGUUCCUAGAGGUCAUGAAACUCGAUGACCUCCUGGACCCUAAAAUGUACUAUACUCAGUAAUGUGAAUGUAAAUUA